GCCCUCAGAAUCUAUCUCUUAAAAGAAUAAGAAGAAGAAGAAACACAGCAAUAUAAAAUACUUUAAAAAAUCUCAACACUCAUCUUCUUCUUCUUCUCAAUCCAAUGGCUCUCCCAUUGCCAUUGAUCUUCUUCCUCAUGUCCUGGUUCCUAACAAGGACUGAAUCCACGAGCUUCAUCAUGGAGAACAAAUGUGAAUACACAGUCUGGCCAGGACUUCUCUCCAACGCCGGAGUUCCACCACUUCCAACAACAGGCUUCACCCUCCAAAAAGGCGAAGAAAGAACCAUCACCGCUCCAGCUUCAUGGGGCGGACGCUUCUGGGGAAGAACACAAUGCUCCACAAACACCGACGGCAAAUUCUCCUGCGCCACCGGAGACUGCGGCUCCGGAACCCUCGAAUGCUCCGGCUCCGGAGCCACACCGCCAGCCACACUAGCCGAGUUCACGCUCGACGGAUCCGGUGGUCUCGACUUCUACGACGUCAGCCUCGUCGACGGCUACAACGUCCCCAUGCUCGUCGUUCCGCAAGGAGGGUCGGGACAGAACUGUAGCAGCACGGGUUGUGUCGUGGAUCUGAACGGGUCGUGUCCUUCGGAGCUGAGGGUGACGAGUGUUGAUGGUGUGAAACUGUCUAUGGGUUGUAAAAGCGCGUGCGAGGCGUUUAGGACGCCGGAGUAUUGCUGUAGCGGCGCGUUUGGGACGCCUGAUAAGUGUAAACCUUCGGAGUAUUCGUUGAUUUUUAAGAACGCUUGUCCACGUGCGUACAGCUACGCUUACGAUGACCAGAGCAGUACCUUCACAUGCGCUAAGUCUCCGAACUACGUUAUCACUUUCUGUCCAGCUCCGAACACGAGUCAAAAAUCAUCUCAAGAUCAAAACCAAGACACGAAACCGACGACACCACCUGGGACGUCAACAACUCCUUCCGGAGGAGGUACGACGUGGUCGCCGGAAGAUACAUCGAUGAUAUACGAAGGAGCUCUAGAUCAGAGCAAAGCAUCAUCACCAUACUCAUGUCAUCCUUCGUUAUAUGGAAUCACAGUCACACUCGCGCUGGCCUUUUGUCGGAUGUGGUGGCUCUUUUGACCUAACGUUGUUUUUGUCUCCCGCGGUAAACACUGAAUCAGGACAAUGUGGGCCCCCACUAAAGCCUUAUCUCUUCCCGGCCCAUGUGACCUUUUUCACUGAGAACGACGUCGCUGAGUGAGAGUUGAAAAAAGUUACAAGGGAAAAGCUCCUUACCCAAACUACAAGAUUACCCUUCAUGAGAGGAUUCUUGUUUUUGGUGAGGAACAUGUGGGGGGGGGGGGGAAAGAAAGUGGGCUGCUUGUGGACUUCAGAAAAGAUGGGAAUCAUAUUUGUUUAAUCUUUAAUAAAAUUAUUAAUUAGGAUUAUAAUGUAACGUACACUAUAUAAAGUAAUCUAUAAGUUUAUAUUCUGGAAAAUGGGGGAAUAUUUCAUUUGUUUUUUAUGUAGUGAUCUUGGUUGGCCAUUUGAAACAUUGAGAUGAAUAAUUACACUUAUUAUAUACAUGUGUUUGGUU
This is a messenger RNA of Eruca vesicaria subsp. sativa (arugula), 1545 nucleotides long. The record is from the annotation of a GenBank genome assembly. Lineage: Eukaryota; Viridiplantae; Streptophyta; Magnoliopsida; Brassicales; Brassicaceae.